Messenger RNA from Vigna angularis (adzuki bean), 495 nucleotides. RefSeq names its product secreted RxLR effector protein 161-like. Bases 1 to 495 code for a protein of 164 amino acids. The record is from RefSeq and is a predicted model, not a curated record. The transcript has a single exon. NCBI's taxonomy places the organism in Eukaryota, Viridiplantae, Streptophyta, Magnoliopsida, Fabales, Fabaceae.
AUGGUCAACUUGAAACUCUCGAGUCAGGAGAAAGAAAGCAAGGUGGAUGCAACCUUGUUCAAGCAAUUAGUAGGAUCUCUUAGAUAUAUGUGUAACAGCAGACCUAACAUCAGUUUUGGAGUUAGGUUAGUUAGCAGAUUCAUGCAUGAUCCAAGACAGUCUCAUCCCGCUGCAGCCAAGCACAUCCUGUGCUACUUGAAGGGAACAACAAAUUACGAUCUUCUUUUCCCCAAGAAGUUUGACAGUAUGAGUGGAGUUUUGGAGGCAUGGUGUGACUCAGAUUGGAGUGGUGAUCAGGUGGAUAGGAAGAGCACCUAUGGGUACUUGUUUAAGUGUAUGGGAGCUUCAAUCUCUUGGUGCUCAAAGAAACAAAAUGUUGUUGCACUUUCUUCCUGUGAAGCGGAGUACAUAUCCUUUGCAGAGACUGUCUGCCAAUGUGCAUGGUUAGAAGCUAUUCUACGUGAAUUAAAGAUCGAACAUAGUAAGCCAAUAUGA